Molecule: messenger RNA, 2624 nt
Organism: Cyclopterus lumpus (lumpfish)
Lineage: Eukaryota; Metazoa; Chordata; Actinopteri; Perciformes; Cyclopteridae
Gene: apbb3
Product: amyloid beta (A4) precursor protein-binding, family B, member 3
Exons: 13
Coding region: 274-1668 (464 amino acids)
Biological process (GO): regulation of DNA-templated transcription
Cellular component (GO): cytoplasm; nucleus
Molecular function (GO): transcription factor binding; amyloid-beta binding
Source: RefSeq, a predicted model, not a curated record
GGAGGAGAGAGGAGAGAAAGAGGAGGAGGAGAACAGCAUCCUUCAUCACAGAGAGGAGAGAGGAGGGACGAACGAGAGGAGAGAGAGAGAGAGAGACGGAAAUACAACAGAAGAAAAAGAAUACUGAUGGUGUCGUCUGAGAGAAGGACGAGAAACUGUGAGACAGACAGAGAGAGAGACAGGUUGCAAGAGGCUUUACCUGUCUGCUAUCUGGGCCUCUAAGUGUGUGUGUGUGUGUGUGUGUUGGAGGGCGAGCCACUGAUUGGCCCACACAUGUUGGAAGGCGGAGCCAUGAUGGGCAAAGAUUACAUGUUGGCCAUCCUGAUAGUCAACUAUGACGACAACAUCUGGACAGACCAGAACCUGCUGCUGGACCCGGACCUUCCCUCCGGCUGGAGAACCAUCAAAGACUCAACAGGAACGUACUACUGGCACGUUCCCACCGGCGCCACCCAGUGGCAGCACCCCCGCCUCACUGGGACGGCCCAGCUGCUCGACACACAGCAGGAGGAAGAUGGACAGCAGGGCUCCAACGGACCACCUGAGGCCAGGUCUUUAUGGCAUGAAGAUUAUCUCACGUACCAUGACCCCAACUCCAAGUGCUUUGCAGUGCGCUCUCUGGGCUGGCUGGAGGUGGAGGAGGAGGACCUGUCUCCCGGUCGCAGCAGUCUUGCUGUCAGUAACGUCAUCCAGCAGCUGUCUCACUGCAGCAGUCCGGAGCAGAGAGACAGACAGGGAGCCUGGGGGGAGGGUCGGGAGAUGAUGCUGGUUCUGAAGAAAGACACUCUGACUCUGUUGGACCCUUUAGACCACACCCCCCUGCACUGUCAACCAAUCACCAACAUCCGUGUGUGGGGGGUGGGCUGCAACAACGGCAGGGACAGGGACUUUGCAUUUGUGGCGGGCGAUAAGGACAGCUGUGUGCUGAAGUGUCACGUGUUUCGCUGCGACACUCCGGCUAAAGCCGUCGCUACGGCGCUGAACGAGAUGUGCUUCAAGAUGAUGUCAGAGAAGACGUCGAUGAGGCCGUCUCGCUCGCUCACGAUGGAAAGCAUCUCACCUGAAGACCUGCCCAGACAAGUGGACUUUCUAGAGGCGGUGCGGCAGCAGGUCCAGAAGUUUGAGGUCCAGUACAUCGGUAACCUGCCGGUGUCCAGAGCAAUGGGUAUGGAGGUGUUGAACCGAGCGAUAGAAAGCAUCAUGAACUCCACCGACAGAGACGAGUGGGAGCCGGCGGUGAUCCACGUCACCGACCACAUCCUGUCUCUGUGGAGGGGAGAGGAAGGGGAGGAGCGUCUCUGGGAGUGUCAGGUGCGUUUCCUCACUUUUCUGGGCGUCGGCCACGACAGCCACACCUUCGCUGUGAUCUUAGACGGCGGCACGCAGAGGUUCGAGUGUCACGUGUUCUGGUGCGAACCGGACGCCGGGAUGCUGUCUGAGGCGGUGCAGGCGGCGUGUAUGGUCCAGUAUCAGAAGUGUCUGGUGGCUCAGACUCCUCCUCCGAGGACCAAGUCGUGGCAUGCGGCCUCGUCGAAGGUCAAAAGGGCGAACUCUUUGGACGCCUUCCCUCCUCUCGCCUCCCGUCACCAUGGUAGCAGCGGCGGCAACAUGAAAAAGGGGAUGCUGGCGUUCUUUGAAACUUUUCGUAAACAGGCCGCCACCUCCUAAUUAGGGGGGCGGGCCACUGGCGACAGGUGUCAUCAUGCUCCUUCUGCAGGACUUAAAUGUGUCUGAUUGGUCUGAUUCUGUCACCUCCACAUCACCUGGGAGACGAGAGGUCGCCUCUUUUAAAUUCAAUUCAGUUUAUUUUGUAUAGCAAAAAUCACAACAAAAAAAACACAUACGACAUCCCUGACCUUUGACCUCACAUCGGAUCAGGAAAGAAACCUUCAGGAGAGCAACAGAGGAGGAUCCCUCUCCCCGAUGGACAGAAGAAUAGAUGUCAUGUGACCAGAUGAACAGAGUUACAGAGUUACAUAAACAUUCAAUGAAUAAUUAUGAAUAAUGAUCCACAAUCCAGACCUCCACAAUGGGGGCAGGGGGGGGAAUCUACUUUGUGGUCACAGCUGCUCACAAACUCCAUGACAACAAGGACAAAGAGAAACAAAGUUUAUUUCUACACAACUUUGUUAUAUUACAUGAGCAGAAAUAUUCAAAUAUAUAAUAUCUAAAUGUUGCAACACUGUCAGGUUAGGAGAAAAAUCAUUAGUUUUUCCUGAAACAUUACAACUAAAAGAUUUUAAAUAUAAUAAUAACUCUGGACCUGCUGCCGCACCGCCUCUAGAAAGUCCACUGAAACCACAAUAUUUCGUGUUUGAAAUUUGUUCAGGUUCCUAUAAAAAUAAUUAUAUAAAAGUUACUCAAAGUACUUCAGAUGACUAUACUGGAUGAAGAGCAGUUAAAGGAACAGUCAGUGAACGCACCACCAAAAGUCAACGGCAGCUUGACAGCAUGGAAGUCUUUACGAUGGCGAGGACAUUUAGCUGCCUCCCGAUUGGCUGAAGCAACCGUAGAUAGAAGCGUUAGUGUGUUCAAUGUCAGUCGGGAAAUCUCAGUGUCUUCAUGUGUACAAAACAAACCGAUGUCAUGCUGAAAUUAACCAAGAAUAAACAAGUUGGCGAGUU